AUGGCGGAAAAAGUGGACAAGUACCUGAAACCCAGAAUGCGGUUGUAUACCCUUAUUCGUCAGGCUGACGAAAACGAUGGAUCGAGAGUCAAGAAGCGGACCUACUGGGAUAAAUACCCGGAUCUCAAACUAUUUAGGCAGUUGGGAAAGAGACGUCUCAUCAGUUUCAUGUUCUUUUCUUAUCUUUUCAUGCUGACUGCUUCUGAAUACACCCGCAUUAUUCAUUACGGAGUGGGAGUUGUAGUUGCUCAAACUGCAAUCAGUGUCUUCAUCGUGCUCAGUGUUCUGUUUUUUGACUACGGAAUCAAUGACUGCAGAGUUGCAAUGAUCAUACCGUUUAUGUCUACUGUGAUGGCCGCUCUCUCGUGUUACAUUUGUAUGUUCGGAUACAUAGCAUAUUCUGUUCUCUAUGUCCCACCAUACCACUACUUCCUCCUUGGUUUUCACUUCUAUCUCUUCUCAAUAACUACCGGGGUAACCUUUAUUCUGGCGAAAGGGGCUGAUAUGUUGUGGCAAGGAUUUUUCUUGUUGGUUGAUUUGGGUGCGGACGAGGGACUUUUGGAGAAGUUGAGAACUAACGCAACGUGGGAAAGGGAGCCGAUUAUUGAGAAAGGAAAGAAAAACAAGAGGAAGACAGGAACAAGAUAUUUGAUUGCUGAGAGAAGAAGAUAUUAA
This is a messenger RNA of Caenorhabditis remanei, 675 nucleotides long. RefSeq lists its product as uncharacterized. The record is from RefSeq and is a predicted model, not a curated record. The transcript is spliced from 5 exons. Lineage: Eukaryota; Metazoa; Nematoda; Chromadorea; Rhabditida; Rhabditidae. The coding region runs from base 1 to 675 and encodes 224 amino acids.